GUCACACGUCAUACGUCACGGUGCACGCGGAGAGCUGUCAUGGCCGCCUCCAUAGAAAACAUGUCAGAGCAGCAAAAAUCACAGAGUGGACUUAAUUCACAUUAUAUUACUGUAUAUUUUUCAAUUUGCAGUUUACAGAUGUACAGAUAUGCGCAUGCGUGAAUCAUAUUAUGUGACAAGAAGUAUCUGAAACAACUUAUAGAGGAUUUUCCAAUUAUUGAGCGAUGACUGUCAUAAUGGCUUUAGUCAACAUUCGCUCCUGUGGCCGUCAUGGUUUUCACCUGGGUCUCCGUGCGUAUGCCACACGACCCCUUGGCACCCCAAGAAAGCGGGAGCAGCAAGAUGACACACCCGUGUUCCAGUAUGUGGGUCAACACAGGAAGCCCCAAGAGAAGGUGUUUGUGUGGGGCUUCAGCUACACUGGAGCUUUAGGGAUCCCAAGCUUUGUAGUGCCGGACAGUGGCAGGAAAAAGCCCAGGAAGUACCAGCUCACACCUUACCGUCUGGAUACUGAACAGAAGAUUUCCUCAGCAGCCUGUGGAUAUGGCUUCACCUUACUGGCCUGUAAUACAAAAGAUCUGACCAAACUGUGGGGCAUGGGCCUUAACAAAGAUUCCCAGCUGGGCUUUCAGCGUACUCAACACGACCGAAAUAAAAGUUAUGAGUAUGUCCUGGAGCCGUCACCAGUGUCUCUCCCGCUGCUGAACCCUCAGGAGACACGAGUGCUGCAGGUGUCAUGUGGACGCGCUCAUUCUCUGGUGCUCACAGACUCUGAGGGAGUUUUCAGCAUGGGUAAUAAUGCUUAUGGGCAGUGUGGGAGGAAGAUUGUGGAGGAUGAAGUGUACAGUGGCAGUCAUCUUGUUCACAAGAUUGAGGGUUUUGACAGUCGAGUCACCCAGGUGGCUUGUGGGCAGGAUCACAGUCUGUUUCUAACAGAAACAAAAACAGUGUAUGCCUGUGGGUGGGGGGCAGAUGGACAAACAGGUCUGGGCCAUCACAACAAGGCCUCCUGUCCAGUGCCUGUCGGAGGAGAUCUGGCUGGGGUCAAGGUUCAGCAGGUGGCCACAUAUGGAGACUGUAGUUUGGCCGUGUCCACAGAUGGGCAGGUUUUCGGUUGGGGAAACUCUGAGUACCUGCAGCUGGCCUCUGUCACCGAGGCCACACAGAUUAGCUCACCACGGCUGCUGCCCCUGAGGGGUGUGGGUCGAAUCAGACAGGCGGCAUGCGGAGGAACACAGGUGGCUGUACUGAACGAGGAUGGAGAGGUGUUUGUUUGGGGUUUUGGAAUUCUGGGAAAAGGCCCAAAACUUUCAGAGUCGUCUGUCCCAGAAAGAGUGCCAGCCACAUUUUUUGGGAGGUCAGAGUUCAACCCCAGCGUGAAGGUCUCGUCCAUCCGCUGUGGACUCAAUCACUUUGCAGCUGUCACAGAUCGAGGCGAACUGUUUGUUUGGGGUAAAAAUGUGAGAGGAUGUCUCGGCAUCGGGAAACAUGAUGACCAGUAUUUUCCAUGGAGGGUGACAGUGCCAGGCCACGUUAAGGAUGUUGCCUGUGGUGUUGACCACAUGGUGGCGCUGGUCAAAUCCAUCAUAUGAGAUUGUCUUUGUAGAUCUGGGCAAUCUUCUCUUGAACAUCUUCAGCAACCACCAUCAGCGCGCAAGGGUUCAAUAUUUCUCCAUGGACUUGUUAAGGGCACUCGCUGAGACUUCAUGUCACACUGCCUCAAGCAAGUCAAGGGUGUGUUUAAGAAACACGACACCUCCCCUGCGGUUUACAGUGUGGACCUCAAAAAUAGACGUGAAUCUGACUCCUAAAUAACUCAAGACUUCUUAAGUCUUAUGUUGGCUUCUUGACAUUUUAGUUGUUUCCUCAAUGUUUUGGUAUUUCGUCAUCACAUGAGGUGGACACUAGUUUGAACAUACAAAGACACAUCAGUGCGGUUUCUGGAUCUUUUCUUGUUAAAAAUAUUGAAUUGUCAGUUGUGAACUGAAAACUAAAAAGGUAUAUUAAAUUAAACUUUUUAAAAAAAA
Megalobrama amblycephala (Wuchang bream) is the source of this 2027-nucleotide messenger RNA. RefSeq names its product RCC1 like (gene rcc1l). The coding region runs from base 225 to 1592 and encodes 455 amino acids. Lineage: Eukaryota; Metazoa; Chordata; Actinopteri; Cypriniformes; Xenocyprididae. The record is from RefSeq and is a predicted model, not a curated record. The transcript is spliced from 12 exons.